Molecule: messenger RNA, 1330 nt
Organism: Lycium barbarum (goji berry)
Lineage: Eukaryota; Viridiplantae; Streptophyta; Magnoliopsida; Solanales; Solanaceae
Exons: 4
Coding region: 209-1063 (284 amino acids)
Biological process (GO): regulation of DNA-templated transcription
Cellular component (GO): DRM complex
Source: RefSeq, a predicted model, not a curated record
AAUGAAAUAACAUUCGACGACUUAUUAUUAUUAUUAUUAUUUCUUAGAGAGUAAGAAUAUAAAUAUUUGGAGCCAAAGUUGCCUCUUUUGAAACCCCUCUCACUGGCGCCGUCUCUCCAUCUUUACUCACAAUUUUUCUAAUAACAUCUUUUUACAGCUUCAUUCUGAUAAUCUUCUGCUUCCGAAGGAUAUCGAGAAUUAUAUCAAAAUGAUCAACUCUGAACCCCUUCAUAGUGGCGCGACUACUAGUGGGGCCAGUGUGCCAACAUUCGAUAAGCAGCUGCCAGGUGUAACAAGAAAGACAGCUUUGAGAGAUGUGCAGAAUCAAAAAAGCAGCUUGAUGAGUAACCAUCAAGAGAAUUCACAUUUUUUAGGGGCAAGAUCCAUUGCAGAUCCAACUAGGGUGUGUGGAACUAAGAGGCUUACACCUGAGCGCCCUUCAAAUGGUACAAAUGAACAUAUACUAAAUGCUCGAAGAAGAUUUGAGCUAGAACUAGGUACAGGAAGAGUCCAGAACAACGUGGACAAAUUUUUGGAGGCUACUCACUCAAAGAACCUGUGUCAGUUGCAAAGGGUAAUUCCUCAAAAACAAAAUCAACAGAGGGAAGGUAGUAAUGGUCAUCCUCCUGUAGCAAUGUCAAACCAUUUGACACCUAUGAUGACAUUUUCGCAUGGUGGGCCGUCACUUCCUAAUUCUCUUGGCAAGGCCGCCCACAACUUUCAUGCUGCUCAAAUGGAUUCCUCUAAGUUUUCUCCCGAGCCAGUGCGUACUUUGGAUGUUAAGGUGGAUGAUCAGAAAUUGACGGAACAUUUCAUUCGUCUGCAGAAGUUCCUGAAACAGUGUGAUGAAAAAGCGAACCAAACAGAUUACAUUCAGAUGCUUCUACGUUUGUCACCAGCUGAGCUUAGCAGACACGCUGUUGAUUUGGAGAAAAGGGCUAUCCAAUUGACAAUAGAAGAAGGAAAGGAGAUGCAACGAGUGAAGACGCUAAAUGUUUUGGGAAAAUCCACCCUGUUUACUAACUUAACUCAGACAGUUCCAUUAGUCCCAACCAAGAAAUGAUGAGCACGAGGCUAAUGACAAUAGUUCGCGUUGCACUGAUGUGUACAUCGCGGGGUACAAGAUCUCGAGCAGAGGCUGUUGGCAUCUUUGAGCAUUAAUAGUCUUUUAAGUUUUUUCCUUUUUAUUGUGAUAGCGAGUUUUUCCGUGGAUUAGCUGGCCCCUUAGAGAUCAAGAAGUCAUCAGGAACUGAACUUUGGUAUUCUUUUGGGUAUGAGCAGUUCUACUAUCUGUACAUUUUUCCAUCUACAUAUUGAAGUUUUGCUUCCA